AUGCAAUUCCAAUCUAUCUUCCUCAUUGCCGCCGCAGCUGCUUUCGUCAACGCAGAUUCAGUUGCUCCAAAGGCCACUUCAUCCCCAAUUCCAGCCCCUAAGACCAACGGAAACGGAACCGGCGCUCCAAAGCCAAGUGGUGCCUCUCCACCAAAGUCAACUGCUACCACAAAGCCAAACGGAGGAGGAGCAGCAGCACCAGCGGGCGGCGCCCCCAAAGCCAACGGCACCACUGGCGCAGCACCAGCAAAGUCCACCACCAACGCGGCCGUCAUCCUCUCCCAGUCAGGGGGACUCGUCACCGUCGCUGGUCUCGGUGUUGCAUUCGCUGUCUUCAUGUAG
This is a messenger RNA of Hymenoscyphus albidus, 342 nucleotides long. The record is from the annotation of a GenBank genome assembly. NCBI's taxonomy places the organism in Eukaryota, Fungi, Ascomycota, Leotiomycetes, Helotiales, Helotiaceae.